This is a messenger RNA of Stomoxys calcitrans (stable fly), 3234 nucleotides long. RefSeq lists its product as uncharacterized. Gene Ontology annotation, cellular component: centrosome. The transcript is spliced from 10 exons. Lineage: Eukaryota; Metazoa; Arthropoda; Insecta; Diptera; Muscidae. Gene Ontology annotation, molecular function: protein binding. The record is from RefSeq and is a predicted model, not a curated record. The coding region runs from base 1 to 3234 and encodes 1077 amino acids.
AUGAUUAUCGAUGGUAUCGAUACUAUCGUUAAUUUCCCAUCACCUUUAUUUCAAAACGAGCAUAAGAACCCGCCCCAGCUCCAAAGUACGUCCAGCUCUAAAGCCCACCCCAGCUCCAAAUCCCGCCCCAGCUCCAAAGCCCACCCAGCUCCAAAUCCCGCCCAGCUCCAAAGCCCACCCAGCUCCAAAUCCCGCCCCAGCUCCAAAGCCCGUCCCAGCUCCAAAGCCCGCCCCAGCUUCAAACCCCGCCCCAGCUUCAAAGCCCACUCCAGCUCCAAAGCCUGCCCAGCUCCAAACCCCGCCCCAGCUCCAAAGCCCGCUCCAGCUCCAAAGCCCGCCCCAGCUCCAAAGCCCACCCAGCUCCAAAUCCCGCCCCAGCUCCAAAGCCCACCCAGCUCCAAAUCCCGCCCCAGCUCCAAAGCCCACCCAGCUCCAAAUCCCGCCCAGCUCCAAAGCCCACCCAGCUCCAAAUCCCGCCCCAGCUCCAAAUCCCGCCCCAGCUCCAAAGCCCACCCAGCUCCAAAUCCCGCCCAGCUCCAAAGCCCACCCAGCUCCAAAUCCCGCCCCAGCUCCAAAGCCCGUCCCAGCUCCAAAGCCCGCCCCUGCUUCAAACCCCGCCCCAGCUCCAAAGCCCGCUCCAGCUCCAAAGCCUGCCCAGCUCCAAACCCCGCCCCAGCUCCAAAGCCCGCCCCAGCUUCAAAGCCCGCCCCAGCUCCAAAGCCCACCCCAGCUUCAAACCCCGCCCCAGCUCCAAAGCCCGCUCCAGCUCCAAAGCCCGCCCCAGCUUCAAAGCCCGCCCCAACUCCAAAGCCCGCCCCAGCUUCAAACCCCGCCCCAGCUCCAAACUCCAAAGCCCACUCCAGCUCCAAAGCCCACUCCAGCUCCAAAGCCCGCCCCAGCUCCAAAGUCCGUCCAGCUCCAAAGUCCGUCCAGCUCCAAAGCCCACCCCAGCUCCAAAUCCCGCCCCAGCUCCAAAGCCCACCCAGCUCCAAAUCCCGCCCCAGCUCCAAAGCCCGUCCCAGCUCCAAAGCCCGCCCCAGCUUCAAACCCCGCCCCAGCUCCAAAGCCCGCUCCAGCUCCAAAGCCCGCCCCAGCUUCAAAGCCCGCCCCAACUCCAAAGCCCGCCCCAGCUUCAAAGCCCGCCCCAGCUCCAAAGUCCGUCCAGCUCCAAAGCCCACCCCAGCUCCAAAUCCCGCCCCAGCUCCAAAUCCCGCCCCAGCUCCAAAGCCCGUCCCAGCUCCAAAGCCCGCCCCAGCUUCAAACCCCGCCCCAGCUCCAAAGUCCGCUCCAGCUCCAAAGCCCGCCCCAGCUUCAAAGCCCGCCCCAACUCCACCCCAGCUUCAAACUCCAAAGCCCGCCCCAGCUUCAAAGACCACCCCAGCUCCAAAGCCCGCCCCAGCUUCAAAGACCACCCCAGCUCCAAAAUCCGCCCCAGCUCCAAAGCCUGCCCCAGCUUCAAAGCCCGCCCCAGCUCCAAAAGAAAUGACGGGCAAGGACAUUGUUCUGGAACUUUUGGAUACCGAAAAGAAAGCCAAAUUGUUUCGCCAAAAACCUGUAAUUUUCACCAAAUUCGUAUUUAGCGGUAUAGUGGAGGCCCUAUCAAACUGCAUUGAAGUCAAUAAGAAUUUACGUGUGCUGAGUCUUGAGGGUUUACCCUUGAACGAGAAAUAUGUGGAAUCUGUAGCAAAGGCUCUUUCAUCGAAUAAAGGCCUACAGGACAUAAGUUUCCAGCGAUCGAAUAUCGGUGACAAGGGAUGUGAGGUCAUUUGCAAUGCCGUAAAAUAUUUGGAAAAUGUGGAAAAAUUAAAUCUAUCCGAAUGUAAUUUGACCUCAAAGGGAGCAGAAUUUGUGGCUGACAUGUUGAAGAUUCAAAAAAUCACCCACUUUACCGAAGGUUGGCAAAAAUCCUUGCGUUAUGGUGAAGUGGAUCCCGAUGCAAUGCAUGGAUUGAGGUGCCUUAAGCUGGCUGGUAAUCAACAAAUUGGUGAUGAGGGUCUUAAGGCCCUUGUGGAAGAGUUAAAGGAAAAUAUUUGUGUUAAAUUCCUUGAUAUGGAGAAUUGUGGUCUUACCGAUGUAGCGGCCAAUUUAAUUCUGGACUGCUUGGAGUUGAACAAUGGUAUAGAGGAUUUCAAAGUUGCCAAUAACAUGGAUAUGAAUAAAUUCUUGCAACGCCGUAUUCGUGAGCAAUUGGGCCAAGCGGAUGAAGAUCAGCAAUUGAUGAUGCAGCAGCAACAGCAUUCCAAAAUGACUUUGGCCGGUCUGCGAGAGCAAUUGAAAACACUGCAGAAACAAUUGGAAUUUGAAAGGGAGCUAAGGCAAAAUGCCGAAUGUCUGAAUGCUAAACUUAAUCAACAGAUUUUCGAUUAUGAGGCACAAUUGCAGAGAGAAGUGCAAUCUAAUUUGCCCGAGGGUUAUGUUAUAGUCAGAGAAGAAUCUUUGCAAUCCCUUAUAACAGAACGUAACCAUUUCCAGAAGAUGAUCUCUGGCAACGAAGUCAGCGAGGAUGAAUUAAUGCCUAGUCAUGAUAUUUCGCGUCCUGUAACCCCCACUCAGGACGGUGCUACCAAUUUGUCGACUAUAGCGAAUGGAAACGAGUUGUGUGCUGCCUCAACCAUGAGCUGCCAUGCUGUGGGUCCACGCAAAGUAAAGAGUGAGAUGAGAUACAACACGCCUCCAUCAAGGGAUUCCUCCAGGAGAAAGAUCUCAAAAUCAGAUCAUGAAAUCUCCAACGAAAGUGAAAAUAACAUGCCAUCAUCUAUGCACAUUGAACGUAACAUAGGUGACACAUUGGCCAAUAUCACCAAUAUGUCCACCAAUAUGUCCACCACUAGAACCACCAAUUGCUCCACUAAUAGGUCCACCAUUACGGCCUCCACAGUCAUCGAAAAACGUCCACAAUUCCAAAGUUCCAUACACUCCAACCUGCCUCCAAACGGUGAUGAGUUCGAUUCCUUAUCAAUGUCCAUUGCAAGCAGUGUCUGCAGUGAUACUGAUGAUUUCACAGAUUUAGAUACUUUGCGCAAUCAGAUAAUAGAUCAUCAACCAAUGGAGCUAUUUUUACAAAGCCCUCAACAAACGACAACAAUGCCUUUGACUCCCAUGCCACAAUGUCCGAAACAGUUGACUACAAUGCCGUUGACACCGAUGCCAGCAAAAAUGAUGGAACAAAAACCGAAAACUAACAAAAGAGAAAAGUCUCCACGUUCUUUGUUUUUUGGAACCUGCGAUGAUUAA